AUGUUUGGGCGAAGAUGGGUGUACAUUUUAUUGAACUUCGAGGAUGCUUUGAAAUUUUGCGGAUCAUCCGUAUCACAGCACCUCGUAGAAGGUUUAAAAGCAGAGAUCAAAAAGAAGAUUGAAGACGAAAAUUUGUCUGUGCAGACCUUGGCAUACAUUGGACUAUGCCCGUGUGAUUGUGCUGAUAUGUGCAAAUCAUAUGGAGUUCCUGAGCACACUGUACCUUUCGAGUCCAACGUGAAAUACUGUCUAUUCAGUGAUAAAACACCGAUAGCGUUUCCUAUCCCAACAACAACUCCAAGAACAUCGAUAGCAACGACGACAUAUACGUCAACGACGAUAUCGCCAACAGCCAUACCCUCAUCCUCACUUACAACGACGAUAUUAUCGACGCGAACUCCCUCAUCUUUCACUCCAAGCACAACAGGAAUCUUCUCCUCAUCUUCAGAUAUCGCUUUCGGGACCACCAUAAAAAGGAGCUCGGCAUCCACAUCCGCACCCCUGGGAGAAACUUCGUCACAACUAGUCACGUUCACUUCUUCGGAAGCGGUUUCUGAGGAACAUAGCUCGAAAUUCGACUCAUUAACAACAUUGACGGAGUACAACUCAAAAAUAACUACGGUAUCCACUCUUUACGAGGACCCGACAAAGACUUCGGAAAUACCAAGGGAUGAAGCAAUUGUCAGCAGUGCUGACCCAACCGCUGCACUGAUCGCCUCCACAGGGACAAAUACGAAACCAGUCACUCGAACAUCCGAAAGUUUCUUUUCAAGCACUACCUCAGAACAAAACACACCAGUCUCUUCUUCGAACAACUUGCUUAGCAGUAUUAGCACUGCCGAAACUUCUCAAGCGCAGAGCUACAGUACAACGACCGUUUUCGCUGAGUCAAAGACCAAAUCCCUUUCUACGGAGGAAGAUGGUUCAAAUUGGCAACCGAGUGGCACCCUUAGGUGGUUGAGUUCAGCCACAAAAGAGGAGAACGAUGAAGACGUAGCAACGACCGGCAAAACAAAGGAAACGGGAACAUCAUUUUAUGACAAUAGCGAUGAUGUUUUUCAAACCACACGAUCUGAUCUGACGACUGAAACCGUAAACAAAGAGCUAAUCACUGCGACUAGCCCAGAAAUUUUGAGAAAAUCUUCUCAACAGCCUGCUUCAAGCAUAACGAGGGAAAGUGGAGUAUCUGCACUUAGCUCUACUUCGUUAGCACCGCUACAGGGAAGCACAAAACACAAAUCCACUCAAAUGGUGUUUGACCCAACAACGAACUCACUUCACAGUUCAACAACUCAACAAAGCACCGACUCUCAGAAAACUCAUUAUUUUCAAGUCACUGGAAUAUCUGCUUCUCAAGCCCCACAAACAACUCUUUCAGGAAGCGACAAAUUAGAGAAAAUAACAUAUACCGCUAGUAAUGCGAGGACCACGACAACAUCAACUCUUUCGUUAAGUGAACAGAGCAUUCAGAAAUCUUUCUCGACGUCUGUUCUUUUCCAGACGCUGCAGUCUUCACAGGGUAGAUCCGUAACAUUGUCUGAUUCACCAUUGUCAAAAUCAACUUCCGGGGAUCGAACGUUUUUCAGCAGAAGCACUUCUGAAGCAUCGCAAGAGCCUGCAACAUAUUUUUCUGAUGCUAGCAGCACAACCGCCAGGAAAGAACAGAGUGUUCAGAGUUUCUAUCCAACAUCGAUUCUUUUUGAGACGCUGCCGUCUUCACAAGACAGAUCGUCGACCACUACUUCGUCUGAUUCACCAUUGUCAAAAUCAACUUCCGGGGACCAAACGUUUUUCAGCAGACGCACUUCUGACGCAUCACAAGAUCCUGUAACAGAUUUUUCUGAUGCUAGCACCACAACCGCUAGGAAAGAACGGAGUGUUCAGAGUCUUUAUUCAACGUCGAUUCUUUUUCAGACGCUGCUGUCUUCACAAGGCAGAUCAUCGCUUCUGACUACGCCUAAUUCACCACUCUCAAAAACAAAAUCUGAAGAUCGAAAAUAUUCAAGCAGAAGUUCUUUUGACGCAUCGGAAGACGCUUCAACAUAUCUUCUCGAUCUUAGUACCAUAAAUGCUAGGAACGAAACGAGUACUCAGAAUUUUUAUUCAAUAUCGGAACUUUUUGAGACACUGCAGUCUUCACAAGGUAAAUCAUCAGCAAUUACUUCCACUUUACCAUUGUCAAGUUCACCAGCGGAGGAUCGGACGUUUUCGGACAAAAGUUCCCUUGACACAUCGGAAAUUGCUACUACACAUCCCCUCGAUGACAAUACCACAACAUCAUAUGACGACAACAUCCAAAUAAUAUCGAAAACAGCAAAAACAGAAGCGGAACCUCCACACUACUCAUUUAUUCGACCGAAGACUACCAUUUCGAGAAGUCCAACUUCAGUUCCUCAUAAGAGCACUUCAAACCACCAAGACCUCACAAUUUCCUCAACAAGCAGUACUGCGAGUGGUGAACGCAAAGAGACCACUGGAAAAAUUUCCUCUUCUACCGAAAACACAGUACUAUAUUCCCCUGCCUUUUCCGAACAAGAAACCGCAAAAGUCGCUACGUCAGAGGGAGAAUUAUCUGCCGGUUUCCAAGCCUUCUCCACAUUGAUUUCUGUAGAAAAAUCUUCAUCAACCCAAACCUUGUCAGAAGAUACAUCAGAACCUGCAGAAGAAAGUACUUCGAAAUUACUUUCACUCACAUCAGAGACAUCUAUAUGUGCGGAUGAUUCCGGAAAUUUAACUUCUACAAUGUUAUCAACUACCGCGAAAACAGCCUCCUCAACAGAAAAAAGAGGAACUGUUUUGACAGCAACUGAUUUCACUACUCCGAGAGACAUCUCGGCAGCGGAAAGCACAUUACAAGGUCUCGAAUCCUCAAGUGAAGCAUCUGAUAGAAAAUGGCCUCAAUCGGCAAAUAACGGAUCCGCACAUCCAGCACUACAUACUUCAUCUGGAAACAGCGCAACUGAAACGACAACGAGCUUUUGGUUUGGGUCGGUUUCAACCCCGAUCGUCUCAUUCAUCUCGUCAGCAUUUUUCGCCUCAUCCUCUCUAACAUACAACGAUACAACGAACUUUGCGUCUGACUUUUUAAAUCCGUGGACCACAACUCCAAAAAUGAGCCAACUGUCCACGUCGACUGAUUCAGUGGAUGGUUUCGGUAACGAGGAUUUCGUAAGCCAUGGAAGCGAAACCAGCUCUACUAACAGGAAUGGUAGCAGUGAAACUGAAUUUCGUACAACACCAACAGAGGAGGGCUUCAUCUGUUGGAAAGCGCCCAACCAAUGUCGUCUUAACAAGCUUAAUUGCGGCGAACAUGGUAAAUGCGCUUCAGAAGUGGAUAAGGCUCAUUGCGAAUGCAGCGAGGGCUACGCCGGUGUCAAUUGCGAGGUUGCUAAAGUGAACCUUUCAUUCUUGUCGUCCAACCAGAGGUCCUUUCUAUCCGAAACGACUGCUACUGUCCUCGUGCUCUCUUCAAAUGAAGUUUUUUUGAUGGUCGUCAAAACAAUACUCCUCAUAUACUUCCCUAAAAGUGCACAGGAUUCACAAGUCUACUACCAGGAUUUGCGCUCCAUAUUCCUAUCCAUAGGUGCUUUGACUGUUCUCUUCUUUCAACAUCCGGGAUUAUUCAAUAUUUCUAUCAUCGCCUGCAGGAUGUGGUAUUGUGUUAUCACAGUCUGUUAUUCACUAGGGAUCGGCUACAUUACCCUGGAAGCGUACAACGUCUUUGCGGUGGUUCACUUGAAGCAAAGAAAUUCGUGGAGCUUGGCGACAAACAACGUUUUGGGACAACCAAGCUUGAAGUAUACAAUUCCUGUACUAUUGGCUCUCGGUGGAACUGUCUUCGCCACAACAGCUAUCCAUUUUGAUAAGGUUGUCUCUAUUGCAAACAAUAGUGAAGUAGGAUGGGAUUCUAAGUACAGCUGGAUUAUUGCCCGUCAUAUUCCUCAAUACAAGCAAAAAAUAAAUGUUUUUCUCAAAUCUAGUGAGCUCCAAGAGAAAUGGGACACAGAGAAGUGCUAUCGCAAUUUGGUGUUCACUGCUGCAUGUUCUUGGAUUCUUUUGGGGAAGUUUUUGACAAUGGCAAUGUCGUCGGAUUGGGUCACGGAUACCAUUGUUAACAAACUUGCCGUAAUCUUCUCAGCCGCAUUCAGUGGCCUUACCUUCAUGCAGUCCUUUCUCACAAAUCCACAAAUGUAUAGUCGCUUCACAUGGUACGCGAUGAGAAUACUACCUUCCACCUACUCUCCAAAUGUGGAUCCAGUAAGUCUGUGGACAAGAGAAGAAGUGUUGGAGCGCUACGGUUUGCGCAAGGAGGGAGUACGCGGAAGGACACUACCGCGAGCUGACGGGAUGGAACUGCACACAUAUCCGUGGACCCCUGUGCAUACGGAGUACGUGCCAAUUCUGAUGCGAAAUCUGCUGUGGACUGGCUGGAUGAUGUCAUACGCGAAGAUAAGACUGGAGAAAGAGAGCUACUCCAGAUCAGAAGCGCUGUAUGAGGUUUUUAAGAAAGAGCAUUCCAGUGGUAGGAUCACUAUUUGUUCGGAAGAUGUCCGAAAACAGACGAGUUACUUGUUCCGAAAGUGGGCGUCUUGGAUCAAUAGGAACGAUCCAUUAGUGGAAUCGCUCGCACUACAAUGCCAUGAGGCCAAAAAUUACCCCUCAUUCAAGAUCUUCGCCAAUCUCCAGUGGAAUUUCGGGGUUUUAAAGCCCGCUGAAGUAAAGAAACACCGCUUCCACAGCGAUUAUCGUGUGGCGUUGGAGGACUAUGUCAAAUGGUUUAAGAACGACCCUCUACAAAUUUGUUCCCUUUCAACUGCCGAAUGCUAUGGAAACACACGACAAGUACGGUUCUUAAGGAAAUCUGUUGAUGUGUUAGGACCGGAGAUGAUCGAAUCCUUGGAAGAAUGGUGGAAUAAUGAUUCGCAGCUCGACCAACAAGAACCUCAGAGAGCUGAGAACAUCUUCGAUAGUCGAUGGAUGCUAACUGAAGACGAAAAAAGGACUGCAAAAAUUGAUGAUCACGUAGAAAUGGUAUGGGAAUUGGCAAAGCAGAACAGCGACUAUAUGAAGAGAUCCAAGGCACUUUAA
Messenger RNA from Necator americanus (New World hookworm), 5088 nucleotides. RefSeq lists its product as uncharacterized. The transcript is spliced from 19 exons. The coding region runs from base 1 to 5088 and encodes 1695 amino acids. NCBI's taxonomy places the organism in Eukaryota, Metazoa, Nematoda, Chromadorea, Rhabditida, Ancylostomatidae. The record is from RefSeq and is a predicted model, not a curated record.